AUGGACUAUUCAAAUCGCCCACCAAGGAAGUGGUCUUCAGAAGAGGACCAGAAACUGCGAAACGAAGUCGAGAUGCAGAUGGUAAUUGAUGGAGAAGUCAAGGAUUGGUGUAGGAUCGCCGAUAGCCUCCCAGGUCGUACGAACAAAGACUGCAGAAAACGCUGGCACAACUCUGUAGCGGGAGGCCUAAAGAAAGGACAGUGGUCAAGUAGUGAAGAUCAACUACUAGUAAGAGGCGUGGAACAGCAUGGGCAGAGAUGGACAGUAGUGGCAAGCUGGGUUGGAACACGGAGCGCAGACCAGUGUGCAAAGCGUUGGCAACAGUCACUCGAUCCCAAUCUGGACCGCAGUGAAUGGCGCGAUGUCGAUGAUACAAUGCUUAUCAGUGCCGUUCGUCGACUCGGACGCCACUGGAAAGAUAUUCAGAAUGAGCAUUUCCCCGGGAGGUCGAAGAACGAUAUCAAAAAUCGCUACACAGUUCUUGUCCGAAGAUACCAGAAUCAGGGUAUCACGCUUCCUAAUGCUCCAAGUUCUCCUUCUGACUGUGGUACACCUGCUGCAUUGUCAAGUUACCCUGAUGACAACGAUUACACCUCCUUCAAUCCACAACUUUACGAUACUAUAUUACCAUCUCAGCCAGAAUUCGACACCAAUGAAUACUCAACAUGGUCGUCUCCCCAAGCAUACGCCAUGUCUACCACGAUUACCGCCCAAAACAACCACCACCCAUCGAAUGCCCAUAGCCCAUAUGCAUAUACUCAGCCACCACCACUACCAUCAAACAUGCCAUUAGAUUGGGACGGUGUCCCACACUACAUGCACCACCCAUCGCCCUUACUGCAGAGCAACGCACCCACGAACACGCCCGUCUACGGCUACAGCGCAUACCAGCAACCGCACAUGUCUCACGAUAUCGGUAGCUACACAGCCUCCACGACGCAAACAUGCUAUGCCACCAUGUCGAACCAGCACUCAUCACCACCACCACCUCCCCCAUUCGGUCAGCAGCACGGCUACCCGCCAAACACGAUGCCCAUGUCUCGUGAUCCCAGGCAUCCACAUUAUCCUUUUUACCAUUCGUGAGGCAGUGCAAAAAUUAUCGAAAGGUCAUAGCGAGCGCGGGCUUGGCAGCGCGCGCGGUUAAUAGGCUAGGAUUUGUUGCUCUUUGGGACCCAGUUUGUGACAUAGGGUUGGGAUAGUUAACUUGGUUUAGCGUGCGUGUGCGUGACGGAAUCGCAAUAAUGGAAUUCGGAA
Pyrenophora tritici-repentis Pt-1C-BFP is the source of this 1254-nucleotide messenger RNA. Lineage: Eukaryota; Fungi; Ascomycota; Dothideomycetes; Pleosporales; Pleosporaceae. The record is from RefSeq and is a predicted model, not a curated record.